GGUGUUCAGACAGGCUCCUCGUGUGUGAGUCGCUCCUCGCCAGCUACAGUCCUCCUCACACAUGCAGCCUCCUCAGCAGCAGGCCUGCCUGGCUCGUCCACCACCGACACCGACAACUUUUCCCACAGGGAGAAAGAGACCCGCAGUGCCCGCGAGCUGGUUGGGUAUAACGUUGAUUCAAUAGACGUCACACCCUGCUGCUACUGAUACUGGAAAAAUGGCGACCAGUCUACUGCGGCUCCCACUGCGACUCUCUACCAAAAACAUGGGAAUGUUGAGUCGAAACACCGGCUCGAAAACAUCAAACAUAUCCAGGACAACGCAGAGCCGGACUGCAGUAUCAACGCCGUCGGGGGCAAUCUUACCGAAACCGGAUAAAACACCCUUUGGUCUCACCCGCCUGACAGUGGUGGUGGUGCCCUUCCUGUAUGUGGGAACUCUGAUAAGCAAGAACUUCGCUGCUCUCCUUGAGGAGCAUGACAUUUUUGUCCCUGAGGAUGAUGACGAUGAUGACUGAGCUAGCUUCAGAAAUAAUCACCCAAGGGUGCUGUGUGAUAUGGACUGAAAGCAUACCAGCCAGUGAAAGGAAGACAGGGAAGAAUGGGCAAUGUGACUUCCACAUGUAUCCAACCCCAGCUUCUACCUCUCCCUUUUGCUAUUUAUGUUUACACUGAUUCAGUUUUUUAAAAUAUCAUAUCAUGUGAGGCUAUCAAAUGACUACUUAUGCCUUCACUCUUGUUUGCAUGUUUGCAUUUGUCAACUGAAUAAAGUGAGUCAAAUAAACACAAAGAAACA
Molecule: messenger RNA, 795 nt
Organism: Notolabrus celidotus (New Zealand spotty)
Lineage: Eukaryota; Metazoa; Chordata; Actinopteri; Labriformes; Labridae
Gene: smdt1b
Product: single-pass membrane protein with aspartate-rich tail 1b
Exons: 4
Coding region: 218-517 (99 amino acids)
Biological process (GO): mitochondrial calcium ion homeostasis; calcium import into the mitochondrion
Cellular component (GO): mitochondrial inner membrane; uniplex complex
Source: RefSeq, a predicted model, not a curated record